Molecule: messenger RNA, 1861 nt
Organism: Limulus polyphemus (Atlantic horseshoe crab)
Lineage: Eukaryota; Metazoa; Arthropoda; Merostomata; Xiphosura; Limulidae
Gene: sud1
Product: prolyl 3-hydroxylase OGFOD1-like
Exons: 13
Coding region: 180-1817 (545 amino acids)
Biological process (GO): peptidyl-proline hydroxylation; regulation of translational termination
Cellular component (GO): cytoplasm
Molecular function (GO): L-ascorbic acid binding; iron ion binding; peptidyl-proline dioxygenase activity
Source: RefSeq, a predicted model, not a curated record
GUUUUGUGACAUUUUUUGCGCAUGUCUAGUAGUGCAGACGGGUACAGAGUGUUUUUAAACAGUAUUUCAAGAUGUCUGUUACCGUCGUGUGAAUGUUGUAUAUUAUAACGUUUAAUAAUAUUGAGGUUCAAGUAUUUUAGACCUCUUGUAUCGUCACGGAAGCGUAGCCAACUCUGGAAAUGAGUUCUGCUACCAAACACCACCUAACUCAACAAAUUACAGAACACCCACGAAAAAAAAUUCAGAAAAGUAAUCCAGAAACCAGAUUGAAUCCUUUGAUAUUCUCUGAAGAUUUUAAAACUGCUAUUAAAACUGCUUUCCAAAGAAAAUUGGAAUUGAUCUGUGGUAAAAAUGGAGAAACAGUCUUGGCAGAUCCUUUUCGCUGCUGUGUGUUGCCCAAUUUCAUCAAAGACGACAGUGAGACUUUUCUAGAAGCUCUCAAGAAUGAACUGGUUGAGUUGAAGUUCACUGAGAAAAACAAUGAUUUGUAUAAAUUUCAUCAAUCGGGUGACCUGAAAGAAAUAGAAACACCAUGUAUUAUGGUACUGAAAAAACUACUUUCUGAAAACACCUUGGAGUGGGUGAAAGAAGUUACAGAUAUUCCUCUCAACAACUCGAUAAACAUAUUUUGUUCAAAAUACCAGUAUACUGAUGUUCUGCUUUGUCAUGAUGACGAGUUGGAAGAAAGGCGAAUAGCUUACAUUUUAUAUUUAGUACCACCAUGGACAAAAUCGGAUGGUGGUACUCUUGAUCUCUUUAAUUCAGACAGUAAUGGGCAGCCAUGCAAGAUUGUUAAAUCUUUGUUACCAGCAUGGAAUAAGUUUGUGUUUUUUGAAGUAACUCAUCAGUCUUUUCAUCAGGUGGCAGAAAUAUUAUCAGAAGAUAAAACUCGGCUGUCCAUUAGUGGUUGGUUUCAUGGACCUUCUAUAGUUCGACCAACUCCUGUUAUUGAGCCUCUGAGGGAAUUAUGUACACCAGGUUUUGUUGAAGAAAGAGUGUUGAGAGCUUGGAUUAACCCAACCUAUCUUGAAGAAGAAACUCAAAUGCAAAUACAGAAAAAAUUUCAAACCAGCUCAGAGAUAGAACUUCAAGGGUUUUUACAGGAAGAUAAAUACGAGCUAGUUGCUCAAGCUUUGAGAGACUCCAAUUUAAAAUGGAAUCAGAAAGGACCAGCAAAUAAAAGAAACUAUGAAGAUGUGAACAUAUUAUCCUUACCAUCUGUAGUCCAGCAGUGUCUAAAAGUAUUCCAAUCAGAAGCAAUGUUUCUUACUCUAGCCAACAUGACUGGUCUAACACUUCAUGAACUAUUAGCUUAUGGAGACAGUGACACAGAGAGCAUUGAUGGAAAUACUAAAGCUUUUAGUGAUGUAGAAGAGAAGGAAGCUAGUUAUACCCCUUGUACUACUUCAGAAGUUGUUGAUACCAAAGUUAAACAUGAUAGCAGUCCAGGACAGGGUUCCAGUGGUCAUUCUAAAAGAACUUGUGAUCCUAAAUGUCGUAUGCAAGUACACCAGUGGAAACAUGGGUUCUACACACUUGCUCAUGAUGAAGAUAAGGAAAUGGCAGAAUAUAGUCUUGAUGCUACAUUGUUUCUUAACUGUGAUGAGUGGAAAAGUGAAUAUGGUGGCUUUAUAUCUUAUAUUGCCAAAGGAGAAGAUGAAGAGCUUCUGACAGUCUAUCCUCAGUCUAAUUCCUUGGCACUGGUGUACCGAGACCAUGAAACUCUGCGGUUUGUUAAGCACAUCAAUCAUCGCAUCAGCCAACGCCCCUCAUCCCAACAGAGUUUCAAUGAUAUAUUUUGUGUUUACUAUGAAUAAAAACUUGUACUUGCAACAGAUUAAAUAUGUCUUAUAUUUGUAAA